AUGGCGACCGACGAGUUAGGAGAAUUUUACGUCAGAUACUACGUCGGUCAUAAGGGCAAAUUUGGCCAUGAGUUUCUCGAGUUUGAGUUUAGACCAGAUGGGAAGCUGCGAUACGCGAAUAACUCGAACUACAAGAAGGACACCAUGAUCCGAAAAGAGGUGUUUGUGUCGGAAGCGGUCAUGAGGGAGUGCAAACGGAUCAUCGCGGAGAGCGAGGUGACCAAGGAAGAUGACAGUAACUGGCCAGAGCCGGACAGAGUGGGUCGACAGGAGCUGGAGAUUGUCAUGGGGAAUGAGCACGUCUCGUUUCUCACUUCCAAGAUUGGAUCCCUGAUUGACGUUCAGAGCAGCAAGGACCCAGAGGGCCUUCGGGUUUUCUACUAUUUGGUGCAGGCAUUUCAUAAUCAGUCGUUAUUUCCUUGA
Closterium sp. Naga37s-1 is the source of this 423-nucleotide messenger RNA. Lineage: Eukaryota; Viridiplantae; Streptophyta; Zygnematophyceae; Desmidiales; Closteriaceae. The record is from the annotation of a GenBank genome assembly.